Rotaria sordida is the source of this 1304-nucleotide messenger RNA. The record is from the annotation of a GenBank genome assembly. NCBI's taxonomy places the organism in Eukaryota, Metazoa, Rotifera, Eurotatoria, Philodinida, Philodinidae.
AUGUCUCGUUUUGAAGAAAAAUUUUAUUUACAGAAUGUUUUUGAUACGAUUGAUCAAGUUUAUAAAAUGAAAAAAACACAACAAAUAUUAUCAUAUGAAGAACGUUUACGUAAUUCAUUUAAUAAAUUACUUGUACCAGAUUGGUAUAAUCAUGAAUAUAGUUUAACAAAUGUUUUAAGAAAAACAAAAUCUCAUGGACAUGUACAACGUAUUAAACGAACAAAUCAUAAUAAUAAUAAUAAUGAUGAUACACCUGAUAUAUCAAUAUCAUCAUCAAUAAAUUCACCACAUUUAUCUAAUGGUACAUAUAGACAAUCUUAUCGUCAUAGAUCACCAAGUCGUUCAUGGUCAGAAAAACCUCCAUUAAGACGUGAUUCAACAACAUCAAGUUAUGAUACAAAUACAAGUAUUAUACAUGGUAGACGUUUUACAACAUCAAGUAGUUCAUCAUCAUCAUAUGCACCUGGUCAACAACGUGUUGCUCAAUCAUCAACAUGGUAUAAACCACGAAUAUUUGCAACGAAAAUUACAAAUGGACAUUCAAAUGAACCGCCUAAACCUUUACCAAGAUAUUCAAAAAUUGAUCCUGGACAUAAAAAUUCAUUGAAUUCUUGUUCUUUAUUGACAAAAAUUGAUAAUGUUCAUCAUCAUCAUCAUCCUAUAAAACCACGUACAAUGGCACAACCACCAGUAUCAUCCGAUGAAUCUGCUCUUGAUGUAUCAUCUGAAGGUGAUGUGACAAUUGUUCAAAAUUCAUCAAUACAAGAAACAAAUAUUGAAGAAUCUCUUAUAGAUAAAAAUGAAACAACAAAUAUUCCUCGUACAAAUUCAACAAAAAGUCUUACAUCAGAAGCUGAAUCUUAUCGUUCAGCUAUUUUACCAUCAAUAGAUAAAAAUCUUUUAGUAACUGAUUCGUCAUCAUAUGCUAGUGUCAAUGAUCGAUGUUUAUCACCAUCAACAGCUUCAUAUCAUACAGCAAGAGCAGGUGAUACAUCAUCAUCAUCAUCAAUAACUGGAUAUGAAACACCAACACCAAAAUUAGAUGAUGAUGAUGAUGAUUAUGAUUAUCAUCAUCAUCAUGCAACAUUAUCAUCACAUAGUUCACUUUCAGAUUUAAGUCAUGCUGAAACCUUAGAACCAAGUGCUGAAGGUAAUUAUGAUCGAUAAAUAGUAACGAUCGAAAAUUUUUCUUUUGUAUUUCGUUAGAAUAAUAAGAGACAUUUUAUAUUGAUUGAAUUUAAUAAAAAAAAAACAUACUUUGUGUAUAUAGAAUCAAAACAUUUGAUAGAUGAAAACGCUUAGUG